UCUGCUUUCUUUUCUCAAACAGGUGGGCUCUGCAUUGCCCAGUCCGUGAGAAUCCCCCAGGAGCGCAAAGACAGGACCAUUGACUUUGAUAGAAUUAUCAAACAGCUCCUGGACACCCCCAACUCCAGGGCCGUCGUGACUUUUGCCAACGAUGAGGAUAUAAAGCAGAUCCUUGCGGCAGCCAAAAGGGCUGACCAAGUGGGCCAUUUUCUCUGGGUGGGAUCCGACAGCUGGGGAUCCAAAAUAAACCCACUGCACCAAAACGAAGAUAUCGCAGAAGGAGCCAUCACCAUUCAGCCCAAGAGAGCAACCGUGGAAGGGUUUGAUGCCUACUUCACGUCCCGCACGCUCGAAAACAACAGAAGAAACGUAUGGUUUGCCGAGUACUGGGAGGAAAACUUCAACUGCAAGUUGACGAUUAGUGGGUCAAAAAAAGAAGACACAGAUCGCAAAUGCACAGGACAGGAGAGAAUUGGAAAAGAUUCCAACUAUGAGCAGGAGGGUAAAGUUCAGUUUGUGAUUGACGCUGUCUACGCUAUGGCUCAUGCCCUUCAUCACAUGAACAAGGAUCUUUGUGCUGACUACCGGGGUGUCUGCCCAGAGAUGGAGCAAGCUGGAGGCAAGAAGUUGUUGAAGUAUAUCCGCAAUGUUAAUUUCAAUGGUAGCGCUGGCACUCCAGUGAUGUUCAACAAGAACGGGGAUGCACCCGGGCGUUACGACAUCUUUCAGUACCAGAUGACAAACACCAGCAACCCUGGCUACCGUCUGAUUGGACAGUGGACAGAUGAACUUCAGCUCAAUAUAGAAGACAUGCAGUGGGGAAAAGGAGUCAGGGAGAUCCCUGCCUCGGUGUGCACACUGCCGUGCAAGCCCGGCCAAAGAAAGAAGACGCAGAAGGGGACUCCCUGCUGCUGGACCUGUGAGCCGUGUGACGGGUACCAGUACCAGUUCGAUGAGAUGACAUGCCAGCACUGCCCCUACGACCAGCGGCCCAAUGAAAAUCGAACGGGCUGCCAGGAUAUCCCCAUCAUCAAACUGGAGUGGCACUCGCCCUGGGCCGUAAUCCCUGUCUUCCUGGCCAUGCUGGGGAUCAUCGCCACCAUCUUUGUCAUGGCCACCUUCAUCCGCUACAAUGACACACCCAUCGUCCGAGCAUCCGGGCGAGAACUCAGCUACGUUCUUUUAACAGGCAUUUUUCUCUGCUACAUCAUCACUUUCCUGAUGAUAGCCAAACCUGACGUGGCAGUGUGUUCUUUCCGGCGAGUUUUCUUGGGCUUGGGUAUGUGCAUCAGUUACGCAGCCCUCUUGACAAAAACGAAUCGGAUUUAUCGCAUAUUUGAGCAGGGUAAGAAAUCAGUGACAGCUCCCAGACUCAUAAGCCCGACAUCACAGCUGGCAAUCACUUCCAGUUUAAUAUCAGUUCAGCUUCUAGGUGUUUUCAUUUGGUUUGGUGUCGACCCACCCAACAUCAUCAUAGACUAUGAUGAGCAUAAAACGAUGAACCCUGAGCAGGCCAGAGGAGUUCUCAAAUGUGAUAUUACAGAUCUCCAAAUCAUUUGCUCCUUGGGAUAUAGCAUUCUUCUCAUGGUCACAUGUACUGUGUAUGCCAUCAAGACUCGGGGUGUACCGGAGAAUUUUAAUGAGGCCAAGCCCAUUGGAUUCACUAUGUACACGACGUGUAUAGUAUGGCUUGCCUUCAUUCCAAUUUUUUUUGGCACCGCUCAAUCAGCGGAAAAGCUCUACAUACAAACUACCACGCUUACAAUCUCCAUGAACCUAAGUGCGUCAGUGGCGCUGGGGAUGCUAUACAUGCCGAAAGUGUACAUCAUCAUUUUUCACCCUGAACUCAAUGUCCAGAAACGGAAGCGAAGCUUCAAGGCGGUAGUCACAGCAGCCACCAUGUCAUCACGGCUGUCUCACAAACCCAGUGACAGACCCAACGGUGAGGCAAAGACAGAACUCUGUGAAAACGUAGACCCAAACAGUAAGUAA
Molecule: messenger RNA, 1992 nt
Organism: Lemur catta (Ring-tailed lemur)
Lineage: Eukaryota; Metazoa; Chordata; Mammalia; Primates; Lemuridae
Gene: GRM7
Product: glutamate metabotropic receptor 7
Exons: 7
Biological process (GO): regulation of synaptic transmission, glutamatergic; G protein-coupled glutamate receptor signaling pathway
Cellular component (GO): membrane
Molecular function (GO): group III metabotropic glutamate receptor activity
Source: RefSeq, a predicted model, not a curated record